AUGGGCCAGGAUAAAGACAAGCCAUCGAACAAUGACAUUCGAGGUCAGCUUUCUGAUAUUCAAAACCGCUUGUUUUUCUCGGGAUCUAAGGAUCUGAAAAAGCCACCGAAGAAGAAGGCUGCUCCCUCUAAUGUUGAUGCUUCCGCUGGCUCCCCAAAUAGCUCACCUAUGAAACCAAACACCACCAUCAUUCCCAAUACAGUGCCUUCGUUGGGCCCGGAAUCAAAGGGUAACGACAUGAACUAUGUGGUUGGGUUGAGUCAGAAUUUGGUCCAAGAAUGCAGACGAUUGAAUGCUGACAACCAGAAGUUGAAAUCUAAGUUGAAGUCCAACUACGAAGAAGUAGAGACUUACAAGCAACAAAUAAUAACCCUUCAAACGAGAGGCGAGGCUCACGCAAGCAGUGAAGUGGACUUAAAGGACAGAAACUGGGAAUUAGAAUCCAUUGUAUUGGGAUUGAAAGAGCAAAUAGCCAAGCUUACUUCAGGUAGAGAAAGGUUGUUGAAAAGCGCUAAAGGUCAUGAGGAUCAGUCUAGCAACUACCAGAAACUUCACGAAGAUCUUCAAGUCAAGUUUAAUACUUACUAUGAACAGGCUGAAAAGGUCAAAUUGAACCACAGCAAGGAUCUCGCGUUACUCAAUGACCGAAUCCAGCAAUUGAAUGAUGAGAAUGAUCAUUUGACUGUACAAUUGCAAAGCAAAGCAGCUGGAUCAACCCAAUCCAAGUCAAUUGCUGUAAAUUCCGAUUUAUUAAUACCUCCCAGCAUCAAAGACGAUAAUUCUGACAAUGAAUCCAUAGAUUUCGACUCCCUUAUGAUCGAUGUAAACCCUCAUGAGUUGCCUGAAACCGAUCAUGGAAACCCUGCGUUGGAAAUCGAGACUUUGAGAGCUUCCUUGAAUCACUCCAAUAGAACAAUUUCGAAGUUGAGAUCGACUUUGUUGAAGUAUAGAGCUGAUGCCAACAAAUCACUUGAGAGCAUUUCACCUAAUAAGAGUUCAAAACUCUCUAAAAAGUUGAAGACAAUGUCUGAAUUGGCUUCACCAUCGAAUAGAAGCCCAGCGGUUUUAUCACCCUCUAAACGGAGUUCUAAAUUCAUGAUAUUUGGAAACGAAGAAAGUUCUCUGGACUUUCCAACAGAAGAAGGUAAGUGGGAAGAUUUUAUUGGUGAAGAUUUGGAUGGUGUCGAGGCAAAGAGAUUAUCUAUGUUGAAUAGUACUACUAUCAUGGACUCUGAGCUUGAUUUACCACGCCAUGAGCCUAAAGAAGUUAACUUUGCUGUUGCCACUGGUGAUCAUACCAUGCCAAUCUUGGUUAAUUCAGAUUCGGAUGACUCGGAUGUGGAGGAACGUGGAGACUCUAGAUCAAUAUUAUCAAAGGACUUAUUAGGGGCUGAUGUUCAACCAAAGAAGCAAAUUGAAGACUAUGCUAGAGAUAACAACUUGAUUUUGAUUCCAUUCGAUAAAUACGAAGAGCUUCUCUCCAACGACAUUACGUCAAUCAAUGAUGACAGACUCAAGGACUUUACUAAAGAAAGGGGUUUUGUUCCUUUGACAACUCAAGAGUAUGAUGAUCUUUUGAGUGAGAAAGAGAUGAGGAAGAGAUUGGAGUUGAUGGGAAUAGUCACAUUACCAAGUGCUGAGAUCAACGAGUUGAACAGUACCAAGAAAGCUUACCACGAACCAUCUGUCCAAUAUAUUACUUCGAAUGCUGAGAAAAUGGGAUUAUCAACCUUGAAGCACAAAGAACUUGAAUCUCUCCACAGCAAAAUCGAGGAGUUGUCUUCUCCAUCAGAGUCAUACUUGAUAGAGAAGUGCAAGGAAAGGAAUAUGGUCCUCAUUUCUCAAGAAGCUUUCGAUGGUUACCAAACUCUUGUAAUUGACCAUGAAAAGCCAUCCAAGGAUUACAUCAAAUCCAAAGCAAAUGAACUUGGAUUAAUAAUUUCAUCAUCAAGCUUCUACGACCAACUUGUAAAGCUUGCAAAUUCACCUUCAGCCGAACAUUUACAAUCCAAGGCAUCCGAAAUUGGCUCGAUCGUUCUCGAUAAGGAUACUCAUGAAAAGUUAGUGAACCCAGACUCUAAUUCAGUCUCUAAGAGAGCUACUGAAUUAGGCAUGAUCGCUGUUCCAAUUGCUGAAUACGAGACCAUGAAGUCAUUAGCCCAUGAGCCAAGUCUUGAACAUAUUCGGUCCCUAGGGCAUGCCCAUGGCCAAAUUUUAUUGUCUUUGGAAGAGCAUAAGAGCCUUGUUGAUGCUGUUGAAAAUCCGUCAAUUGACUCCAUGACAAUAAAGGCUAGUUCAUUAGGCUUUUCUACCAUAAAGACAAAGGACUUACAGGACUUACAGAAGUCUGCUAAUACUCCAACACUCAGUCAAGUCAAAGCUCAUGCAGAGAACCACGAUUUGGUGACUUUGCAGAGGAAGGAAUACACUAAUAUGUAUAAGGUUGCUAAUGAUCCAACAUUGGAAGACUUAUCCAUUAAGGCAGCCAUAAAGGGCCACACCUUAGUGGAAUCACAAGAAUUGACUAGAUUGAAGCAGUUAGAACAAGAUCCAUCUUUAGACUUUAUUCAAGAGAAGGCUCAUCUCGUCGGAUAUUCGGUUAUCGAAAAGCAGGUAUUAGACAGCUUGAACGAUUUGGUGGACAAUCCGCCUUUAGAUGUUAUUAAACAGAAGGCCGAGUUCAACGAUCAUGUUUUAUUGAGCACCAAUGACCAUAGAAGUUUAAAGGAAAUAGCAACCAACCCAGGCAUAGACCAUAUCACCAAGGUUGCAGCCCUAAGAGAUCACAUUGUCUUAUCGAGCCUGGAGAAUGAAAAGUUGCAAAAGGCAAUCGAAUCCCCUUCUUUGGAGUAUUUGUCUAGCAAGGCGACCCUUCUUGGAUUUUCUACACUCGAGAUAGAGAAGCUCAAUGAAUUAUACAAACAAAUUGAGCACCCAACGGAAGAUUAUAUCAAAGAUAAGGCUAAUGGAUUCGAAUCUCUUCUAGUGAAGAAGGAUGUCUAUAAUGAUCUUUCGAGGAAAGUCAAUAAACCAACUCCUGAAGAGUUGAUAACCCAUGCAGAAGCAUUAGGUUACUCUGCUAUCCCAACCAACAACUUGAACUCUCUUCAACAUUUGGCACACAGCCCCGAGGUUGACCAUAUCAAGCGUACGGCUGAAAGGCAUCACAUGGUUCCUGUUAGGGUUGAUGAAUACCAAAAACUUAAGCAAUUGGCACACGAUCCUCCCAAAGACCAUAUUCAUAAGGUUGCGGAAGCAGCUGGUCUUGUUGCAUUAGCUGGUACUGCUCAUGAAGCUUUGAAGUUGAGAGCGGAAAAUCCAUCCGUAGAGAAGGUUAAAGAAAUUGCCCCCAAGUAUGAUUUGGUAACUUUGAAUACCGAAGAUCACAAUUCAUUACUUCAGACAGCAAAUUCUCCAACUCUCGAACAUAUAAUUGAAAAAUCAAAAGACUACGGUUAUCACGUGGUGUCAAAUGAAGAAUUCGAGGAUAUAUCUACGAAAGCCAACAACCCAGACUUGAAUCACAUAAAGUCAAAAGCGACUGGUUUGGGACAUGUCAUUAUUUCCGAUUCGGAGUAUAGGGAAACUGUCAAGCUGGCUCGUGAGCCUUCUAUCGAGGAAAUUAAUGUUCAUGCUAGUAGGAAUAAGCAUGUGCUUAUUCCUUUUGAAGAACAUCAAACCCUUCAGAAGAAUGCAAACAGGCCAGACGAGAGUCAUUUGUCGAAAAUUGCAGGUGCCAUUGGAUUGGUAACACUUAGAGAAGCUGAAUUGAAGAAUCUCAAGCAAAGAGCUGAGUCCCCAGAUCUUGCCCACCUUAAAGAAAAGGCUGUCAACCAUGGACAUGCUUUAGUGGACAACGAUGAGCUCGAAACACUUCAACUCCUCGCAGACAAUCCUCCUUUGGAUCACAUCCGCCAAGUAGCUUCAACUUUGAACAUGAAUCUUAUCGAUAAAGACGAACAUGAAUCCCUCACAAAACUUGCUAACAACCCGUCUUUACUGUAUAUUAAAGCGAAGGCAGAGUCACUUGGAUUUGUUGUAACAGAACAAGAUCAUUACAAUGAUCUUCUUAAACUCACUCAAGAUCCUCCUUUGACUCAUUUGUCCGAGAAGGCAGCCAAGAUUAAUCACGUUUUUAUUCCAAAAGAACAGCAUGAGUCGAUGUUGAAUCCAACUAAGAAAGAUGUAGAAACAUUUGCUGCACGCCACGGGGGAGAAUUUAUUGAUAAGGCUGUACUUAAAUCAUUGAAAGAUUUUAUUGAGUCUCCUACGCAAGAAUAUAUCGAAGAAAAGGCUAAGACCAGAGGCAUUGUUACUCUAUCUGACGAACAACAUAAGACGUUAUUAUCAGAGGCAAACGACUUCAAUAAAGAAAAGGUGAUUGAAAAAGCUGCUCUCUUGAGUAUGAUAGCUCUUCCUAUCUACAAGUAUGAGCAGAUGAAGGACAUUAUUGAGAAUCCUAGUAAGGAGUAUCUCCAGUCAAAGGUUGGAGCUUAUCAUUCUACCCUUAUUGAUUCUGAAGAAUUGUCGAGUAUCAAGCAAUCUCUUGAAAGUCCAACUUUGGAGUACUUGCAAAAUAAAUCCAAAACUUACGAUUAUGUGACAAUACCAGAAAAGGAGCAUGAUGAAAUGAAGAACCAUUUAAUAUCUCCACCUAAAGACUUUUUGGCUAUGCAUGCUAGUGCUCUUGGAAUGUCAUUGAUUGGUGUUGCAUCUUUGAAGCAGUUAACCGACUCCACACAAAACCCAACUGGAGACCAAAUCAGGAAGCAUGCUGAGAAAAAUGGUGAUGUGGUAAUUAGCCGAGAUGAAUUAAAAGACUUGAAGGAAAAACUAGACAAACCAGAUUUGAGCUACUUGAAACUCCAUGCGAAAUCGUUUGAUAAUACUGUCGUCUCCACGUCUGAGUACCAAGAACUUUUGUCUUUAAUCUCUGCUCCAACAAGAGAGCACCUUGAGAAAAAGGCUGAAAGCGCAGGUUUGGUAGUGGUAUCCAAGGUUGAAUAUAACGAUUUAAAAAACAUAGUCAGUAACCCAGACGUGAACUUCAUAAAGGCUGCCUCCAAGGACUUGGAUCUUGUGGUUGUUGAAUCUCCUGUCUACAAUAGAAUGGUACAGUCCAUCGAACAACCAGAUCUUGAAUAUUUGCAAGAAAAGUCUAAGGCUGUUGGUUAUGAGACUAUUGAAUGCAUAAAACUUGAAGAGUUAAACAAUAAGACUGAAAAUCCAUCGAGAGAGUACUUGGAAAGCAAGGCUCUUAAGCUUGACCUUGCUCUUAUUUCAAGCAAGGAGUUAAGAAGCCUCAAGGAAAACUUCGAAUCCCCUUCGAGUGGGUUCCUCGAAGAAAAGGCUGCAAUUAAAGGUUUGGUUGUCGUUGACAAAUCCAGCUAUGAUUACUCCUUGUCUAAAUUGAACAAGCCUGACAUUGACCACAUCAAAGAAAAAGCGACAGCUCAUCAAGCUGUUGUUAUUCUGGAGUCUGAGUAUGAGCAAUUGUUGCAACCAAGUAAGGCUGAUGUCCAAAAGCAUGCUAAAGGAUAUGGCUUGAUUACGGUUGAGAAAAUCCAUUAUGAUUCUUUGAAUAAGCAAAUUGAAGAACCAUCUUUGAGUUUCUUAACAGAAAAGUCUGCGAUUAUGGGUUAUAAAGUUAUUACGAAUGAUUCCUAUAAAGAAUUGAACCAGUUAGCAAAUUCCCCAACUCGUGAUGAUAUUGUCAGACUUGGUGCUGGAUUAGGAUUAGGUGUUAUGGCAACGGAUGCAUUAUCAAAACUUCACCAUAAUGCUGAGACACCUUCCAUUGACCAUCUUACUGAAAAAGCCAAGACUCAUGGAUCAGUGGUUAUCGAUUUUAAGGAUUAUGAGUAUUUGAAAAGAGAAGCAAACAAGAGCAUUGAUGAAAAAGCCAGGGAAACAGGAAUGUCCAUUAUAGGUGUUGAUGAGCUUAUCAGUUUGAGAAAGAGAGCUGAUAGUCCUUCGGUGGACGAGUUAAGAAAACAUGCUCAAAAUAACAAACUCGUUCUCAUCGAGGAAUCCGAGUACAGAGAUUUGAGGGCUCAAGCAGAAGAGACCAUUGAAGAGGCCGCCACAAAGGCCAAUAUUAAGUUAUUGGCAAUGGACGAAUUCAAAGAGUUGCAAGAGAAGGCAGAAAACCCAAGCCAUGAGAGAUUGGCAGCAAAAGCUGCUGCUCUUGGUUUUAGUAUUUUAGGAGCAGCUGAAUUAAAGAGUUUAAGAGACCAUAAAUCCACCUCACUUGAUGAUCAUGCCAAGUCACAGGGUAAAGUCUUGUUGUCUCAUGAGGAACAUGAACUGUUGAAAUCAAUUAUCAAGGCUCCUGACUUGUCUCAUGUAAAACUUAAAGCUGAAUCUCAUGAUCAUGUUGUAAUCCCAAGAGUUGAAUUUGAACAGUUGGAAACGUUGAGUAAGGAUCCUCCAGUCGAGCAUUUAAGAGAGCUUGCCAGCUCCAAGAAUCACGUAAUUCUUCCUGCUGAUAAGUUCAAGACUCUUGAACAAACUGCAAAUGAGCCAAUUGAAGUAAAGGCCAAGGCCCUUAACAAGGUGUUAUUGGACGAGUCUACUCACAAGGAAAACACUUCCAGACUUGCCCAGUUAGAACUGAGCUAUGAGAGUCCAGACUUGGAGUAUCUUAAGCAGAAAUCAUCCGCUCUCAAGCAUGUUGUAGUUUCCACAGACGAAUUUGAAGAUUUCAAACAAAAGGCUAACAAACCUAUAAAGGAUCAAGCCUUGGAAUCUGGCUUUGUAUUGGUUCCUGAAGCCGAAUUCGAGCUGAUAAAGAAAGAUCUUGAAGAACCACUAGAGUCAAAGGCACAGAAAGAAGGUCUUCAUAUUCUUCCAAUUUCUGAGCAUAAUGAAAUCUUGGAGAAGUUGAACCACCCAACCUUGGAAUCUUUGAAAGCGCACACCGAAAGAUCUGGAUUUGCAAUCGUUGCUGCUACAGAAUUUGUAUCUCUCAAAGAUGCUGCUAACGAGACAUUGGAAGCAAGGGCUACUAGAGAGAGCAUGAAGCUUUUGAGUCCAGAAGAAUAUAACAAAUUACUUCUGCCCACUAUGGAAGCUGUAGCAAUUCAUGCUAAUGCUUUUGGCCAUGAAUUAAUAUCAUCCGAAGAAUUACAUGAUUUGAAGCGUUCAUUUGAUGAGCCACUUGAAGAUAAGGCGUCGAAGAAGAAUUUGACUGUAAUCACAAUAGCUGACUUAGAAGCUUUGAACAAUCAAAUUGCAAGGCCUUCUUUUGAACACUUGAUCCAGAAGGCUAAGGCCUUGUCUUAUACUCUUGUUACUGAUGAAGAGUACAGUAGCUUAGCAACCAAUUCCAGUAAAUCAUUAGAAAUGAGAGCUCAAGAAGAAAGCAAAAAGGUAUUAACAAACCAAGAAUACGAUGAUUUGAUUUUCAAGGCCAACAUGCCUUCAUUAGAGAUGAUAAGAGCUAAAGCUGCUGAUAAUGGAAUGGAAGUUUUACCAUCAGAAGAGUUGAAGGAGUUGAGAGAAAUAUAUUCAAAACCGUUAGAGCAAAGAGCCAAAGAGGAGGGAUUAGUGGUUAUCAGUCAAGAGGAGUAUGAUUCUCCAAGCCUUGAAUAUUUAUUAGAAAAGGCAGAGGAGCUGAGUAUGUUCAUUCUUCCAAUUGGAGAGUUUAACCAAAUGAAAACUACUAUAUCAGAGCCCAUUGAAACGAAAGCUAAGAAACUUGGAAAAGUGUUGGUUGACCAAGUUGAGCUCGAUCAAUUGAACGAGUCAACUAAACUAGGAACAGUGGAGACUCUUCUAAGAGGAGCAGACACCGAGAAAACUUCCAUCAUCGAAACUUUUACUAAUGAAGGAUUUAAAUUUUUGCCCUUGGCUGAGUUCGAGAAAUUGACUACUCCCCCUGAUGAAACUAAGACUAAAGCUAUCGACAAGCCAUCCAAUAACAUUGCCUCUUCUAUUAGAGCUAAUAGAAGAAUCUCUAGAGAUGGGUCUAUUUUCAGUGACGAGAACAAUUUCGUUGACGCAGAAGAGUCUUUCUUAUUGGAUGAAGAGGAAUUAUCUUUGAGUGCUGCUAGGAUUGGUAUGGUUGUUAUUAAGGACGACGAGUAUAUCAGCUUGUUGGGUAAAAAGCCCGAUGAACAAGAUGUAGAGGAGUACUUGAAAGAGCAUGCCUUAGUGAUGAUUUCUGAAGCGGAGUUGCUUACGUACAAACAAGAUUUGGCAGAAAAAGACUCGAAAAUCUUCGAAUUAUCCCAAAAGGAAGCAGACAUUACAAAAGAAGUGGUGAUGACAAAACUGGCUGAAUUAGGAUUAUUCUCCUUAACUAGAGAAGAGUAUGAGCAGCUCAAGAAGUCUCAGAUUGAGAACAUUACUGGUGACCAAAUCAGUACUGUCGCUGCACAGUUUGGGUUAGUUCCCAUUUCAAAAAGAGACCUUGAAACACUUCAAGCUUCCAAGGAGAUUGUCAGCAAUUCGGCUAACUUUUCAAAAGCUGGAAAGGCCUUGGGGUACCUUGUAUUACCAGGUAAUGCUUUCAUUCCUACUACUGCCAUGAGAGAACCUGACACCUCAAAGGUGACAGCUAUCCCUACUUCCUAUUACACCAAGUUGUUAAGAAAUGAAGGCUUGAAUAUUGAAAAGGUUUCGGAUGAAGUCUUCAAGAAGAAUGCAGAGAAGCGUGGUUAUGUCCACGAAGAUGAUAUAUUGGUUCCUCCUACUAUUACCAGUGACGUUGAGUCACCCACUCCUUCACUGAAGGCAAGCCCAGAAAUAGCUCUGGUUGCCAGGUUCGCUACGCCAGUGCGUACCUCCACCAUCACCUCACCAGGUUCGAAGAGCAUGGCUCAUCAACCACACAUGUCGAGAUCAAACUUAUCAAUUCAUUCCAAUGCCCACAGUUUCACUGAUACCGUAAACACUACAGGCAUACUUUCCAUGGCUACCAAUGUUUCGCUAACUGACAGGUCGAUGAUCCCUGCCAUCACUCAAGUGGUAAUUGGUGAAUUCGUAUGGAAGUAUCACCGGAGAUUGGGACCAUUCACGUCUAUUCGUGAAAGCCGUCACGAGAGAUACUUCUGGGUCCAUCCAUAUUCGUUGACACUCUAUUGGUCGACAGUCAAUCCUUCCUUAUCCAAUCCUAGUCCUGCUAAAACCAGAGCUGCAGCAAUUGUCAGCGUGGAAAGUGUAGAUGACAAUAACCCAUUACCUACUGGUUUAUACCAUAAGAGUAUUGUUGUUCAUUCUCAAACGAGAUCCAUCAAGUUCACUUGUUCUAACAGAAGAAGACACAAUGUUUGGUUCAAUGCCUUGAGAUACAUGAUUAACCGAGAUUUGAAUGAAAUCACCUUCGAUCAAGAAAGUGCUAUAUUCGAAGAAGAUGAGGAUGGUGAACAAGAAGAACAAGACAGUUUCUACCAGAAUGCUGGAGACAGAAGGGCGUAUCCAAGAAAGAGAGUUUCUUCGACCCCUUCGCAAUUAUUCAGACAAAGAUCAUCAGUUAGAGUCAGCAGAUUUAAUUCGUUGAAACAAUAG
Molecule: messenger RNA, 9510 nt
Organism: Yamadazyma tenuis ATCC 10573
Lineage: Eukaryota; Fungi; Ascomycota; Pichiomycetes; Serinales; Debaryomycetaceae
Biological process (GO): maintenance of protein location in cell cortex; microtubule cytoskeleton organization
Cellular component (GO): mitochondrion; cell cortex; cellular bud tip
Molecular function (GO): phospholipid binding; tubulin binding
Source: RefSeq, a predicted model, not a curated record